AUAAAUGUUAGCAUGGAAAAAGUGACAUCUGCUCCUCCAGUGCAAGAAGUGGUGCCUUCUGCAACAAUGCCAACUGCUUUGGAAGAGACAGUACCUGUUGCCUUGAAGGAUAUAUUUGUUGUGAGAGAAGCAUUGGCAUCUGUGCCCAUUGAAGAACUCACACGUGUUGUCGUGGAAGACAUAGUACCUUGUGCAGCAUCUGAAGUUGCAAAAGCAGCAGCUGCUGAAACACCGAUAGCAGAGUCAAAUGCAUCCUCUGCUUCUGCAGAACCCAGCACUUCAGAAUUAGCCGAGUCUGUAGAAGACAAAACCACUAAGAAGUCUCCAUCCCCUUCAAGACGACCAAAGACAAGGUCACAGACACGAACCUCAACCCAGAACCAAGCACCUUUGCAGACCAGGUACCAAACAAGGAGAAGUCUGAAGGCUGCUGAUGUGAGUUUUCUACAACUUCCUGAGGAGGACCAAAUAACAAAGGAUAUAAAAGAAGAACCUGUUAAACUGGUGGAAGAAUCCGAAGCUACGAUGGCAUCCAUUAGCUUGUCUCAUGAGGAGAUUUCAUCUUCCUUUGUGGCAACAUGUUCAAAGGAGGCAGCAUCCUCCUCGGUUGUGGAAUCUGAGGCAGAUGUGUCCUCAGAGACUGAAGGUCUUCGUCACCUUUCUGUCCUUACCAGAAGCAGAAGUGCAGCAGUGGCACACAUCCCAAAAGAGAGCAACACUUCUGUGCCAGAAAAACACUUGAAACUGCCAGAGACCACUCACUGUGUGUUAGAUCUUACUAAACCUCCUGUGGACAGCAGUGUUUCUUUUGAGGAUGAUGUUGAGGUGGAGUCAUCUUCUAGCACAAUAGCAGAAAGCCUACCAGCAGCAAACAAUGAGGCCAUUGCAGCACAAAGCCCAGCAAACUCAGAGGCUUCUGAUGAUACCAUUAUUGUUGAAAGUAGCGAGGCCAUAAGCUCAGAGGCAGAGGCUCAGUUAGUGAAAUCACAUCCAUCUUAUGUUGAAAUUGACCCCGAAGAGAGUGCACUUAAUCUUACCAUAGCCUCUCCUAUCCUGAAAGCUGGUAGCUGCCGCAGUGUUGUGCAGACAGAGCCAGAAGACUUAAGAGCACCAGCCAUGCCACAGGACCUCAGUACUUCUGGCUGCUCCAGAAGCAGGGCUGUCCUAGACAUGCCCAUGGAUUUGUCUGUCCGUCUUGCCACUUCCGAGUCAGCAGCCUCAUUGCUGUCCAUCAGCACAACCAUGUCAGAAGACGUGCAGGGCUUCUCAGAGACGCAGUCUUCUCCCCCAGCCCCUAUCUCUUCUUCAGACAUUCUGCAGCGCACCGAUUCCAUGGACUCGUCAACAGUCAAAGACACACUUUUGUGUGGCACUUCAGGCUUUGGUCCCUCCUCCAGCAGACUUUCACUUGACCAGGAUCUUGCACUGGAGGCAUCCCUUAUGGAGGACCAGUCUGAUGAAAUGCCUGGCUCAUCCCCAGGAUUGGGGGUUGAUGCUGAAGGGGAUCCAGUGGAUUUUUCACUGGCACCCAUUGAUUUUGAGGAGUUAGCUGAUUUAGAUGAUGCCCCUAGUGCUGUUCCUGUUGAGGACAGUGGGGAGAGGGAAGAAGCUGUGGACAGUACAUACUCUGAUGUGGAAGAGACAGGUCAGAUGAAAGCAGAUAAUACUGUAUAGUUCAUAGAUCAUGAAGGUGGAACAUACCAGUUGUUUCAAUAAAGAACAUUCACUGUGUGCUUGCAUUUAUUAUAUGGCCAUGUCGUUUUGUUUCCUUUGUUCUGUGAGUAUCAUUGUUGUCCAGUCAUUUGGUUUUCACCGAGCAGAGUUGGUGUGAAAUGGGAAGUUCUUAUCCCCUUUACCAUCAGAAUGAAUGCAGAGGAAAUUGUAAAUAUUUGAAACUGUACGUAUGCUUUGUUACCAUCUUAGUGGAAUGUGUUGACAGUUCCUCUGCCUGUCUGACAGACAUGGAAGUGUCUUCUAAUUAUAAUGAUUCAUUCUUGAACCUUUUUUAUGACACUUACUUCCCCAAACUUCCCCUUCCCUUUUUUGGAGGUGGGUUGGGGUAGUAGGUUGAGGGGAAAUGGUCCAAGGAGAAAACAGGAAAGAGUUGUGUCGUAACUUUUAUUUGAAACAUGGUACUUCUGAUGUUAGCAUUUACAGUUGAAGUCACUUAAGGUCUUAAAGUUUUACAGUAUAUUACAUUUUUUAAAACUAUCGCAGAUAAGGUCGCCAUGAUAGUUUGUUGAUGAAAAUGUUAGUUCGUUCAAGCUGUGGUAUCAUUUAAUUUUAUUUCACAUUUCAUGACCAUAUUACAUAAACUGUCUCCAAACACAUUAACUUUGCAUCCAUAACUCCACAGUUAGUGUUUUACAUUAGAAAAUUGCUUGUAUUUUGUUACAAGCUGAUAAUCGUUUCAGUGACUUCAGCUGCUUGACUGAAGCCCAUGUAAGAUCAUGUACAUUGAAUGUUCAGUGAAUUGAUAAUAAAACAUUUGCUUUGAAUUUUAAUAAAACUUACUGCACAAAGUAA
Pomacea canaliculata is the source of this 2526-nucleotide messenger RNA. RefSeq lists its product as uncharacterized. The transcript is spliced from 2 exons. Bases 13 to 1674 code for a protein of 553 amino acids. The record is from RefSeq and is a predicted model, not a curated record. Lineage: Eukaryota; Metazoa; Mollusca; Gastropoda; Architaenioglossa; Ampullariidae.